Molecule: messenger RNA, 1473 nt
Organism: Branchiostoma belcheri (Belcher's lancelet)
Lineage: Eukaryota; Metazoa; Chordata; Leptocardii; Amphioxiformes; Branchiostomatidae
Exons: 3
Coding region: 157-1185 (342 amino acids)
Source: RefSeq, a predicted model, not a curated record
UGCGGUCGUGCGGGUCAGCUAUUGUUUAUUGACAGUCUGGAGUCGCACAGAGGGAUUGAGAAGGGACAAGGCUAAGGGUGAGUUUGCUGAACGGCUACCGUCUGGGUUUAGCUGAACUGAACUAGCUACCGCGUACGUCUACUUAACGAGUUCAGAAUGAGCGGGCUUUGCCUUUUUCUCGCGUUGGCCGCCUUGAGCGUCGCGUCUUCGACGGGAUUCACCCUCCUAGCGGCGGACCCCGACACACAUGUUCUCGGGAGGUUUAAGCAGGCCGGGCGAGAGUUUGUCGUCGAGUCGACCGCUCUUGAAGACGAGAUCGUCUCGGAGAUUGGCGUGGUGCAAGAUGAGGGCGUCUACACUCUUUCUCGCCUCCACAUCCCUGCGAAGUACCUCAACCAGCGGAUGGUACCGGGCCUUCGGGAUAACGUAGUCGGGGAGGCAAAGGAGCUGCUCCGACGAGCGGGCGAGGUUGGCCUGAAGUUAGGCACCGUGGCCAAGGUGUACGAUCGGCUUGUCCAUCGGCUGUACAACUCGACCCACGGGAAGGAUAUGGAGAAGAGCCAGGUCCGGUUCGCGCCCAUGUACCACCUCUCGGUCGCGCUGACGGCGCAGAGGCUGGGGAAGCUGGGCGGGCUGAACACCACCGACCCGCUGUGCACCGACAGCCUGUCCUACCUGCACGGCAACGGGCUCUUCUCGUGCGAGGAGGACUUCCACCGAGCCGUGCCCGUCAAGGCGGCGGCGGCCAGCGCGUCCCGGGUCCGCCGCCAGGCGUUCGGAGGGAACCGGGAGUACAGUCGGAACGUGGACGAGCUGUACCUGGACGUGCCGGAGCUGUACGAGGGGCACAUCCAGUGGACCUACGGAAACAUCCCGGUCGCCUGGUGGAAAACCGCGCAGAGGAUCGCCAGGAAGGUCGCCUGCGGGUCGCCGGCAUGCAGACAGUCGGGGUGUGAGUAUCACUACGAAGGUUGGUUUAUUCGGAACACGGACUAUGGGUGCUGCAGCGUGCGGGACGAACCUGACAGGAACGGCUGCUGCAGGAUAGCCUCGCUCUCCUGCUUCAUCCACUCGGCCCGCUGCUCGUGCUGCGUCAUCCCGUACUACUGCGGCUGGGGCUGCAUCCCGGAUCCAGUAGCCUGCUACGGCUGGGACCGAGUCUACAGCUACGGCUACAACGCCUAAACACGACCGCGGAGAGGCCUGCAGAGCGAGACUACAGCCCCACUUUCAUUCUGAAACGCCGUGUAUCUAUCUACAUGUAGUGCAGGAUUUUGAAAAAUGUAUUUACGUGGGGUUAUAGGGACACAGGAGAAAGUUGUGUGUCGAGUUACUAGUUGAUAUUUAAGAAUUUAAGACUGAGAACAUUCCGAAUGUAUAUGUCCCCAAAGUCAUACAUUCCCGUAGGCUAAAUCAGUGAGUGAUUUUGUAACUUCAUACUGUUGUUCAUUUAUCAAUUCACUCAUUCUUUCA